Messenger RNA from Ostrea edulis (European flat oyster), 4455 nucleotides. RefSeq lists its product as uncharacterized. Gene Ontology annotation, molecular function: protein binding; ADP binding; ATP hydrolysis activity. Bases 187 to 3165 code for a protein of 992 amino acids. The transcript has 10 exons. The record is from RefSeq and is a predicted model, not a curated record. Lineage: Eukaryota; Metazoa; Mollusca; Bivalvia; Ostreida; Ostreidae.
UAUAUAUUCCUUCCGACAAUUGCCGCAAGUAAAUUGCAUGUUAUUGAUUUCUUUUUAAUGAAAUGUAUCAUUCUUUAAUUUUCUCUCUUAAUUCUCCGGAUUGUAAGGACAUCUGUAAAGAGUAUGUGCGUGUAAUGUCUAUCAGUUUUUAAAAACGGAGAAAGAGUCGAUCGCCGGAAAGCAUACAUGCGUAUCGGAUUUUUUAAGGUAGUAUUUAAACAUUUCAGCUCUGACACGAAAGUCGAUGAAGCCCAAAUUCUACGAACGCAGAUGGAGGUUAUGCUCGGCAGGGGACGAGUUCGAAGCCAACCUUUAGAUGCCUGGAAUGGAAUCAAAUGCAGACUCAUCGAUAUCAUCAAUACGGACAGAGACACUGAACGAGAAUUUCUAAUCUUAUCGACAUCAAAAGUAGGACGAGAAGUAAAGAAUGGAGAGCAGUUUUUCGAGAACCUCGAAAAUAAUUAUAGUGAGCAUUGUCAUGUGGUGGAAUUUCUCAUCAACCUUACCGAAGAAAUCAGACUUCAUGUGGAUGAUGGUGUUACUAAAGUUGGUGAUGAGUUGCGCAGAUACUUGCAAGAUGUGAAAGAUUAUGACGAUAAACUUAUUGAAUUGGGGCUGGGAGCAAAAUGCUUUGUUGGAAGAGAAAUCGAAAUUGCCAGUAUUAUGGAAACGUUAAAACAGGAGGACGAAAGAAAGGGACUACUGAUUUGUGGAAUGGGUGGUAUGGGGAAAACCAGUUUGGCAAUGGAAAUAUGCCGCCACCUUUACAUAGAAGCUAAAUGGAGUGUGUACAAGGUAGAUCUGAGAGAGGAGACAACGCUGAGGGAUUUGAUACGCAUCACACUCACUAAACUUGGAGAAAAGCUUACAUUUUUUGCUAGUAGUCAAUCAACAGACGAUAGAGUGGAAAAUAAUCAUUUAACGCAAUUGAACGAAUUGCUUCUUCAGAGAUGUUGUGAUCAAAAGACAAAUUCCGUUUUGUUGUUUGAUAAUAUUGACGAUAUCUUGGAGAAGGACAGACAAAGAUUUCUUGUUUUUGUUCAGCAGCUAGUACAAAAGUUGACUUCAAGUCCUCGUGAGAAUAUCAUGCGGAUACUUUUCACUGCGAGAGAAAAACUAUUGAACAGCAAUACAAUUCCUUUGCUUAGUGGGUUGAUUCAAGAAACUGAAAUCAGAGGGUUAAAUGAGGUAGCAGCUAUUGGAUUAUUUAGAAUGACUCCUAUAAUAGAGACCAGUGUUGAUACGGUGAGGAAGAUUGUUGCUUUAUGUGGAAAUUGUCCUUUAGCCAUAUUGUCGCUGUGUAACAGCAUACGAAACACAGAUGUAACAGCAGAAAAGUUGUUGUUUAACCUCCAAAUGACCCAACAUGACGCAGGUGGGUUACAGAGUUUCGGAGUUGGAUCGUGCUUGAAGCAAUCCUUCAAUCGUUUGAAUAGGGAGCUCCGUCAAUAUCUAGUUAUGUUGUCAGUUUUCCGUACAGCUAAGUUUGACAUCUAUGCUGCAAAUGUAAUUGCUGGAAGAAGCCAAAGCAGCGGGAAAGCGUUGACGUCCCUUGAUCUUGUGCAUCUGAAAAGCUGCCACUUUGUGGAAAUAGCAGUCGAGGAAUUUUCUGUCGGAAGAUCUAAAGCGUACUGUUUGCAUCCAUUAGUCGUCCAGUUCUUGAUAAAUGAAAUUGAUACCCAGGAAGGCUACGACAAAUUUCACAAGUUGGCAAAAAGUAGAUUCAUUGAAUAUUUCGAUGAAGUGAUUCUGUCAAUAUCAUCGGAUCUUCAUACUCAUCCAACAAAUUUUCAGAAAAGUUUUAUUGAAAACAAAACGCACAUUCAAAGUUUUUUCAACUAUGUAACGACAUCUGGUGGAAAUCUUCAAAAAGUGUGCGUUGAUUCGCCAAGUGUGGUAAACGAAUUUCGUAAAGAUGAAUUGUGUUCCGCGGUCUUGAGUGAUCACGAACGAAAUCAAUAUUAUGAUCAAUAUAUUAAGUAUGCGAAGGAAAAUGGCUUGAUCUUGGAUGAAAUACAUUUCAAAACGAUGAAAACAAGAUUAUAUUUCGAAAUCGAUCGAUCUCACGAAUGCCAUAAACUAUUAAAAGAGACUGAGGAUCUGGUAAACAGCAAUGCCUCUCUUGAAGAAGGAACCGCUGAUCCUGUUUUGGCACAUUUUUACUGGAUGAAGGGAAGACUUUUGAACUCUACAAGCCAUUAUAAAGAUGCUUUGACGAUGAUGGAAAGGUCUAUUUCAUAUUACCAAAAAGACCCGGAGUUGUUCAAAACAGACAUUGCAAACAUACAUAACACUAUUGGCGUAGUUUACUUUAACCAAAAGGACUAUGAAAAGGCUGAGUUAUACCAUGAAAAGGCAAUCGAAGUGGCAAAAGAGCAGCUUUCGCAAGAGGAAGUUGAGGCAGUGGGAAUUAACAUGCAAGUCUAUUACACAAACAUCGCAACUGCUCUGGUUGCACAGUGGCAAAAACAAAUACAUUUGAGCAAAGAAUCCCACAGUCCACUAUUGAUUAAAGCUGAAGAAUAUUACACUCGUGCUGUUCAUCAUGACCCUAUACCAUCAGAAAGCCGAGCAAAGAAACUAACUAAUCGUGGGAAGCUGUAUCUGAAAAUGAAGAAAUACGAUGAUGCCGAACAAGAUUUGUUAGAAAGUCUGCAAAUUAGAAAGGACGUAUCAGUCCCCCCCAACGCAAACCUGACACACGCUUAUCACAACAUUGGCUACUAUUAUUUCUUAAGAGGAGAUAAUCCAAAAACAGAAAACCAGUUGGAAUGCUUCAAGAAAGCUUUAGAAUACUAUGAGGAGGCGAAAUGUCAGAUAAGAAGAGGCGGAUUGUCAGUCACAGAUCCAGUAUACAAAGACAUCGUGAAAUUCCAUAAACUUACACUCAAGGUCCUUAAUGAUGGACGUGGACUGGAGCAAAUAAAACAAUUUUAUCAGGAUUUUGAAUCGGGUAAAUUUAACAAGAAAAUUCGGAAAUGGAGGAACAUUGAUGAAACGAUGACAAAAAGUGAGCGUCUGGCAUCAACAGGAAAAAACUUGGAAGAGUAUUCAGAAUCCCAAUCGGAUGCUUCUGAUUCAGGGUCUGGCAGCUCCUCUGAUCAAUCGUCAUCCAUCGAUAUCACAGACGAGGAGGAUCGAUCUGACAAUGUCAACAAGAAUUAAUCAGAUGAUGAUAUAAAUUCGCAAGAGUCCAUGAAUUUUGAAUACGAAAAAGUUAAGUUGCUUACUUCUACCUGCGAAAACGAAACUGUUCUCAAAGCCCUUCUUCCCAAAAUCGAUCAAUCGGAGCAAGACAAGCUUGAUAGUGGAAUUGGAAGUUUGACCUCGAGUUCCAUGAGUUCGUUCUGCAGUACCGAAGAUUUGCACAUCAAAAGAAGGCGACUUGUAUCCAUGCAAUCAGGUUCACUGGAUGACAAUGUGUUUACAAAUGAUGAAAAAUAAUACGUGCAAAAUGUAUGGUUACUUUCUAGGGGGCACUGUAAAGGUAAACACGUAUUUCGAUCUCAACGGAGUAUUUUAAGGAUGACGGAUAUUUACAUAAUGAUUUUUGCUAAACUUUCAUUGAAACCUGUAUUGUAGGUUACAAGGUGUAGAUAAGUUUUCCACUACACAAAUACGCGAAAGAAUGAAGACGACAGCUUUCAAUUUUUCUUGCAUUAAAUAUUUCUUUUAGUUGUAUUAAACCGAAAAUGAGUCCUACCUUAAUAUUUUCUUUGUAAUAGAUGAAUUUGUUUUAAAUGAGCCUGAGUUCGACCCUUUCCGUCAACUCCAAAAAUCCUGUGACAGCCAGUUUCGAUGUUCAUGCAGUUCUAAAUGUUCUUACUUUACACAAUGUACUAGAAAGUAUUUGUAAGGCAAUUCAGAUAAAUCGAAUGUAAACAAAAUCAAAUAGAUAAAUAGUACAAAAUGAUAGUUAUAAUCACAGCGGAUAUGACGGGUCACCAACAUUGUAAGAAAGCUGCGUUUUCUUCCUUUACAAUGUUGGUAAAUACCAGAUCUCAGAGAGUAAAGGUAAAGAAAAAGAGAAAUAGUAUUUUGUAAAUGUUUUAUAUUGAAUGUGCUUUUGCAUGAGCGAAACAAAUACUGCUUUCAUUCCAUUUUAAUGGCUCACAUCACCGUAUACCACAACUGAGGUCAAACGUUUACCCUAAGUAAAAGUCAAAUAUUUCGCAGCGAUUUUAUUAUGUUUUGUGUUACCUGUAUUAAUGGCAGCCAAUGUGACAAUUCUUUAUUUUUCUUUAUUUAUUUUAUUGUACAUUCAAUUUAGAUUGCACAUUAUAUACAUUGUACUAUAUGUAUUAUGUGAAUUAUAAACAUAUUUUUUGAGAUAUUUGAAAAUUUACGCAAAUCAUAUUUGAUGUAAAUAUUUUAGCUAUUGUUUGUUUUGAGAUUUAUGUUUCGACAAAUAUGUGUGUAUGUGAAUUUGAUUCAACAACGUUAUGCUAAAACCGA